Nezara viridula (southern green stink bug) is the source of this 957-nucleotide messenger RNA. The record is from the annotation of a GenBank genome assembly. NCBI's taxonomy places the organism in Eukaryota, Metazoa, Arthropoda, Insecta, Hemiptera, Pentatomidae.
AUGAGAUCUGUCUGUCUAGUAGCAGCCUUAUGGCUGGUCGUCGCCGCCGGCGAGAAGAGAGGUCUCUCCGAUCUAGGAUACUACGGAGGGCAUUUCGAGUCCGGCUUCCAGCCUAUGAUCGGCCAUCACGAAGAGAACCACCAUGUCAAGGCCAUCACCAUUACUAAGAAGGUACCGGUACCUUAUACCGUAACCGUUGAGAAGAAGGUACCGUACGAAGUCAAGGUGCCAGUGGACAAGCCAUAUCCCGUGUAUGUGCCUAAACCGUACGCAGUGUACGUAGAGAAGAAAGUUCCCUACGAAGUGAAAGUACCCGUACCUCAGCCCUACACUGUCGAGAAACACGUGCCAGUACCAGUCAAAGUACCAGUGGACAAGCCGUAUCCAGUACAUAUUGUGAAACCUUACCCCGUCUACGUCGAGAAGAAGGUUCCAUACCCAGUCGAAAAGAAGAUACCAUAUCCAGUAAAGGUACCCAUCGAUAGGCCCUACCCAGUUCAUAUCCCUGUCGAGAAGCCAGUACCUUACCCUGUAGAAAAGGCUGUACCUUAUCCAGUUAAGGUACCUGUAGAUAAUCCGGUACCCUACCCAGUGGAGAAGCCAUACCCCGUACCUGUCGAGAAACAUGUGCCGUACCCAGUCGAGAAAGAAGUACCUUACCCAGUUAAAGUACCAGUCAAAGUGCCUGUGGAAGUACCCUAUCCAGUGGAGGUACAUAAGCCCGUCCACAUCCCAGUCCAUGAGGGACAUGAGGGUGGCGAACACUCAUAUGGUGACUACUCUGGGGGCGAACACUCUUUUGGUGACUACUCCGGCUCUGAAGGUCACUUCGAGGAGUCUUCUGGAGGCCAGCACUACGGCCAGGACUACGGCCAUGGCAGCAGCCAGGUCGAACAGAAGAUCUACACCGGACAUGGCCACUCCACUGGUUUCACGAGUGUAGUACACCACGGAUAA